AUGGCGUUCAUCUCUAGCUUCCGACGCGUUCUUGGCGGAUCUUCCGCUGCUCUUCAAUCCCAAUUCGUCUCCAUUCGUCACAAUUCAACUCUCACUUCCCCCAAGCUAUUCAUCAGCGGUCUUUCCAGAUUAACAACAGAUGAAAAGCUUCAAGAGGCAUUUUCUCCAUUUGGGCAGAUUGUAGAUGCGAAAGUGGUUAUCGAUAGGGCGUCAGGAAGAUCAAAGGGGUUUGGUUUCAUCACAUACACGUCCAUUGAAGAGGCCGAGCAAGCUAGACAGGGAAUGAAUGCCAAGUUCUUAGAUGGGUGGGUUAUUUUCGUUGACCCUGCAAAACCUAGGGAGCCUAGGCCUCCACCUCAAGCACAGCCAAAUCCUUCUGAAACUGGUUUCAGAACCAACAAGACCAUUGGAUGGUGUGGAUGA
Molecule: messenger RNA, 423 nt
Organism: Prunus armeniaca (apricot)
Lineage: Eukaryota; Viridiplantae; Streptophyta; Magnoliopsida; Rosales; Rosaceae
Source: the annotation of a GenBank genome assembly